GCUGCCUUCUUGGAACAGUCGGUACAAAGCAACCAAUGAUACCAUCACCGUCGACUUCAGCUUCUAGUCUUCCCCCGUUUGCAGGCUUACCACUCCUCUUUUCCACCACUUACUAACCCAACCCACAUUUACAACUCUCUCUUAUACCACGCCUCCGCUCGUGGGCUAGUUACUGCCGUGCCCCUGCAGUGUCGGACUGCGCCACGCUGGUCCAAACCAAGCUGCGCAUCUCGUGCGCUUGAUUCCAGAUAAGACCCGUGGUCCUCUGGCUCAAGGAAGAUCCGGAUUUCCUACGUAACCCCUCAGCUACCAACCGCACAAAAGCCUGCUGCGCGACACUGCAGUAGAAUCUCAACAUGGCUUUGCCCAAGAGAAUCAUCAAGGAGACCGAGCGUCUGAUGGCUGAGCCCGUGCCCGGAAUCAGUGCGGUUCCUCACGAGGAGAACCUUCGCUACUUUGAUGUCACCAUCGACGGCCCGGACUCCUCCCCUUACCAAGGUGGCACAUUCAAGUUGGAGCUGUUCCUCCCGGACGACUACCCCAUGACACCACCCAAGAUCCGGUUCCUCACCAAGAUCUUCCACCCCAACGUCGACAAGCUUGGUCGUAUCUGCCUUGACGUCCUGAAAAACAACUGGUCUCCUGCCCUCCAGAUCCGCACAAUCCUCCUCUCAAUCCAAGCCCUCCUCGGCGCACCCAACCCAGACGACCCGCUUGCUGCAGACGUCGCCAAGUCAUGGAAGGAGGAUGAGAAGGCCGCUAUUCAGACGGCCAGGGAGUGGACACAGAAAUAUGCGACAGGCCAGAAGUAGGAGGAGCGCCUUGAUCGCCCGUCUGCCCCUGGUCACACUGCUGUAGCGGAGGAGGAGCCAGCCAGGACGGGUUGGUGGAUCGGUGCCGAGGAUGAGGACCUGGAACAACUCGAUAAAACCCUAGACGAGAUCUUGAAGGAGCGCCGGACUCCACCACCCAAGGGGGUGGAACGCAACAAUCGAUGGGCUUCAGAGUCAGUGGGCAAUGGUCUAUCUUCUUGGAAGCGUUGCUAGGCAUGGUCCGGUGACGAUGUUUUCAUGUGUUGUUGGUGGCAUGGUUGCUCGCUGGAAGAUGGCUGGAAGAUAACAGACAGUUGGCUGUGAUGUGGAGGACUCGAGGAUGGGGGAGGCACAGCCGGAAGUCCUUGUGGCCAUUUGGGCAUACGACAAGACACGGUUGUACACGUGGCAACACAGCAUCCACGCUGUAAUAGAAGUGAUGAAGGUUGGAGAGGCCCCAUUCCUUCUUGCGUAUGCUGCCAGGGCCGGGCCUUCAUGGUAUAGAUUCUUGCAAGCCAGAUCAGAUGAGCCAGUGUGGGGUACAUCCCGUUGCUUGAAGUGUUUCUACCUUGUCCCUGCCGCCUGAAAGCACAGGUUGGCCCUUGCUUUGUCUGCACCCAGAGGUACCCUAGAGUGGACCAGGACAAAAGAGGGAGACGAUUGUGGUUGCGGCAAUAGCUUCACAAAGACUUUGUUUGAUAACCAAGACUGGAAGAGAAAGGCUUGCUCGGGAGAGCACGGGACACUGUGCAUAUAUCUCAACGGGUGCUUCCGAGGAAACAGGACCUAUUGGCAAAUCUGGGUGAACAGACCUAGGUAACUAGCUCCCAGACCAAAAGCAGCCUCGUAUCAUCAAAAGUCAAAACCACCAACUUGACACCACCAUGUUUCAGUACAGCAACUGGAAUUGUGGAGACUGUUCAAAGUCAUUUUGCCUGGCGAUCGACGAUGGAGAUUCCAAGAAGGGAGAUAUGCCGGUCUGCUCAGGCUGUGGUAGCACGUCAGUUACUCAGAUAACAGGGCCGCAACCAUCCCCGCAAGGAAACUCUCCACGGGAAGCUGUGCAGCCCUUCCCAGGGUGUGCCACUUCCUGAAAGGCUUUGCAAAUUCUGGACAGCAUCCAAGACACACCCCUACCCCUGAGCCCCUUGAAGGUGUUGAUUCCCACGGACCUGGCUGGCUGCAAUAUUCAAGUGAUUUGAACAGAGCCCUGUCUGUUUCUGCGACUCGAUCUGCUAGGGGUCAUACAUAUAUGUAUGUAUGGGUGGGUGGAAGAUUGUAAAGUCAGCAUGGACACAAGACCGCAAGAGGACUCGAGACUUUCAUGGCCUAAGAAAAGAACGGCCUGGGCAGUAUGACUACCCCAAGAGGUGCAAUAGCAUUCCCCUUUUAUUCUGCCUAGUUUGAAUUUCUUCUGAAGAACCUGAAAAAUAAUAGAAAUUGUGGGAUAGGUGUAAAUUGAUAUUCUUCCAGGCUCAUUGUCUUUU
Messenger RNA from Diaporthe batatas, 2299 nucleotides. RefSeq lists its product as uncharacterized. Lineage: Eukaryota; Fungi; Ascomycota; Sordariomycetes; Diaporthales; Diaporthaceae. The record is from RefSeq and is a predicted model, not a curated record. Bases 357 to 812 code for a protein of 151 amino acids. The transcript is spliced from 4 exons.